CCUGACAAAGUUGGUGGAGGCAUCCUUCAAUAAUAUGAAAUGCCUCUAACGCCUCGACAUCUCAGGUGCCUGCAACCUCAGCCGGCUCUCACUCAACGGUUGCCGCUCUCUAGUGACACUUGUCAUGCCCGAUAAACUUUCAAAACUUGAGGCACUUGAUCUUUCAGGCAUGAAAUUGGAAGAGCUCCCGCAUGAAAUUUUCAAUCUGACUAGCAUGCGGUGCCUGGACCUGUUGGGAAUGGAGCAUCUCAAGACGGUUGAUUGGAGAAAGAUAGUACGGCUUCCAGAAAAUUUGAAUUGGGAUCGAUGCGGCUUGGACUUACUCCAUGAACAGCUACAAGACAGAAGCAUACGUCGCAUCUCGGUCAGUGAUGCAAGUGUUUUUGAGUCUUUGCACCAAAGCUCGAAACUGUGGAAAUCCUGCUUUCUAAAAUUUCAUUUCUUGGUCUGUCCCUGCGAAGGAGGCCGCAAGGAUAUAUGUGCUCAUUUUAAAAGAAAGCGAUUUAUCUAUCAGCGUAUUUAUACUCGAUUUGAGCAGUCUUUGAGUUAUGAAAGACGACUGGAGGUUUGCGGUGGUAAGAAUUCCCUAGAAGGUGUUAGAGGGGUUCUCUCGGUGACAAAAUUCUUUCAUUUGUAUGGCAAUGUGUUCGUUAAGGCAUUGUCCAAUCUUGGCAUGAAGAUGGACCACCUUAGAGAAUGCUGGAUUGAGAAAUGCCAUCAAUUGGAGUAUCUGUUCGUUGGACGAAUGGCAAACAUUGAUGUGGCAGUUUAUUUAGAAAAUCUAAGGGUGUUCGAUCUUGCCAAAUUAAUAACAGUGUGCCGGGGGAAGUUGGGAAGAGGGAGCUUUACAUGGCUAAAGCAUGUAUAUUUGGAAUGUUGUCCGAAACUAAUCAAUUUCUUCUCUUCGAGCAUUCGGUUACAGAAUCUCGAACUACUUGAAAUAAAAUUCUGUUCUAGACUAGAGAGAGUCUUUGAAGAAGACAGCGAGGUAGGGCAAAAUGCAUUUCCACAUCUAGUUAAUUUAUGUCUUUGGGAGCUACGCAAACUGAAAAGCAUUUGCUGUGGUCACUUGCCGAUGCUGAAGAAGUUGAAGAUUCGAGGAUGCCCACUGCUGGAGAAGCUUCCUCUCGAUAACACAAAUGCUUCUGCAACAGAAGUUGAGAUCCAAGGUGAGCUGAAAUGGUGGGAAAACAUAAAAUGGGAGGGCAGUAUCAAGCCAAGCUACAUCCGUUUCAAAGACUGCUGUCUAUCAAAAAUAUAUCCUGCAGAGGUGAUGGUAGACGAUGAUGAUGGACGGCUUAGGAGAAGAGGAGAGAUUGUGAACGCAGGACAUAAGAGGAGGCAAAUACCAGAAAGGGAUCGUCCAGAGGGGAUGGCAGCUUCCAGGGAUGGUGAUGAUCGACAGCUCAGACAAGGAGAGGUUGCAAGUGCUUGGUCACGACGCAUGAGGCAACAGAUAUGGGACUGCUUGAGAGAUGACAAGAUUUCAGUGUUCUCAGUUUGGGGAUGGGAGGGAGUGGGGAAGAUGAGGAACAUCCGAACAUGA
Molecule: messenger RNA, 1546 nt
Organism: Magnolia sinica
Lineage: Eukaryota; Viridiplantae; Streptophyta; Magnoliopsida; Magnoliales; Magnoliaceae
Product: putative disease resistance protein At4g19050
Exons: 3
Coding region: 125-1546 (473 amino acids)
Source: RefSeq, a predicted model, not a curated record